AUGUGCUUUGGGCAAUGCUCAGAGUUGUACUGCAUACUGAAUGAAAAUGGUCGACGCUUAAUUCGGAAGGAUGCCUCCUCCUGCAUCACAAUAUGCAAACCAAUUAAUGCGCAUGACUGCAACCUCCAGAUUACGCUCCCACUUCAUCUUUCUACGGAUAUCCUCUUUCCUCUCCACUUUCCCAACAUCUCGUAUUGCUGUGCUCCCACUCACCCGCCUCAUUGGCUGGCAUCACUUCUAGUGCUCUACUUACGUGGCCCAAUGGAAUACAGGUCCACGAACCGCAAUCAAUACAUGGCAAUACUUGGAAGCGGUCGCGAGUAUCUGGCACCCUCCACCACCCACCCACCUGUCGUCUACACGCACGUUUAUUCUCCCGGUGCACAAUCACAUAGUGGUAAACAGACGUCUCGACCGAAGUUCAUGUCUACCGACUACCCUAACUGGAGCAUUCACUUGCCAGUCAAGAUUAGCUCACGCCUCGAAGAGCAGUCUACAGGACAACUUCAGUCCACCAUCACCCAACAUCUUUGCUGCAUCACAAAUGCAUCCACUAAUGCUCGUUAUGCACACAGACAUGUACGACAUUCCUCACUGAAGUUUCUAGACUUGUCUCGCAUUGACGGGAUUGUGCCAACAACGCAUCGUCUGCACUGUAGUCACUCCCAAUUGGCAGGUGUUCGACCCAUGUUAAAAUCAGAUGUGGAAUGA
Molecule: messenger RNA, 711 nt
Organism: Echinococcus granulosus
Lineage: Eukaryota; Metazoa; Platyhelminthes; Cestoda; Cyclophyllidea; Taeniidae
Exons: 1
Coding region: 1-711 (236 amino acids)
Source: RefSeq, a predicted model, not a curated record